Molecule: messenger RNA, 2012 nt
Organism: Anguilla rostrata (American eel)
Lineage: Eukaryota; Metazoa; Chordata; Actinopteri; Anguilliformes; Anguillidae
Gene: ces3
Product: carboxylesterase 3
Exons: 13
Coding region: 252-1907 (551 amino acids)
Source: RefSeq, a predicted model, not a curated record
AGACUAUGCAGUCGGUGUCAGAGGUGGUAAAAGGACACCGUUUGUGUGCAUGGGGUUGGGUUUUGGCCAAUAGGCUUAAGUUGAGGGUCAGUGGGCAGUGUGCAGGUUCUGUAUCUUUAUGUUAAAGUUCAAUACCUUUUGUGGAGGCAGUUCCGUUUGUCUGGUGGAGUUGCAGUGUGUAAGCGAGAGGCUGUGUGUGUGCGUGUCAGUAUCUAACGUGUAGCGCGUCUGUUCUUCUGUACAGUGUAGAGAUGGCUUUGGUGAGGAGGAUUUUGAUCGGUGCUUGCCUGACAGCCUUCUUCAGAACCGCGGUAUCAGAUGAUGCUCCGGUGGUGACAGUGAAGAGCGGGUCUUUGAGGGGGGACUACGUUCGGGCCAAAGGCUCAGAAAAGGUGGUGGAGAGGUUCCUGGGUGUCCCAUUUGCCCGCCCACCCGUGGGCCCCCUGCGAUUUGCCAAACCCCAGCCCCCCCUGCCCUGGGAGGGGGUGAGAGAUGCCACACAUGAGCCCAACAUGUGCAUUCAGGACCUUGAUGGUCUUGUGACUACAUCAAAGACUUUGUUCAUUAAUCACACAAUGCCACCUAUGUCUGAGGACUGCUUAUACCUCGAUGUGUAUGCCCCCUCAAAUAACAAGUCAGGAGAGAAAGCACCGGUAAUGGUGUGGAUUCAUGGAGGCGGUUUGUUGAUGGGGUGCGCAGCCCAGUAUGAUGGCACAUCUCUGGCUGCCUACCAGGACGUGGUCGUGGUCAUUAUACAGUAUCGCCUAGGGAUUCUGGGGUUCUUAAGCACGGGAGAUGCACAUGCACCUGGAAAUUGGGGGUUCUGGGACCAACUUGAUGCCCUUCAGUGGGUUCAGGACAACAUUGAGAGCUUUGGAGGGGACCCAAAGUCGGUCACCGUCUUUGGCGAGUCGGCAGGCGGGAUCAGCGUCUCCAUUCUUAUGCUCUCUCCAUUGUCAGCUGGUCUGUUUCACAAGGCAAUCCCCCAGAGUGGGGUGGCCACCGUGGGCACAUUCUCCAGCGGUGACUCUAUGUCCCAAGCAAAGAUGCUGGCAAACCUGACCGGGUGCAGCCAUGAUGUCUCAGAGCAGCUGGUACAGUGCCUAAAGCUGAAGACUGAGGAAGACUUCAUCAAAACGACCAAAAAUCUGAGGAUCUUCCUCGGGGCCAGUGUGGAUGGAGUGUUUCUGAAAAAAACAGGUGAAGAGCUUUUAAAAAACAAGGAAUUCCUCCGGGUCCCGGUGCUUUUAGGAGCGACUAACGAUGAGUUUGGCUGGAUCCUCCCACGGGAAUUUGUUCCUGCUGGCUGGGAGAAGGGUAUGAACAAACAGACAGUGAUGGAUGUGUUGAACCUCUUCUAUCCUGAAGGGGCCAAAGAUGCCAAUGAGCUGAUUGCCAAAGAGUACAUUGGUGAAGCACAGACUCCAGAAGCCAUUCGAGAUGGCUUCACUGAAAUGAUGGGGGACUUGUUCAUGGUUCUGCCAAUCAUUAAGGUUGCUAGGUACCACAGAGAUGCCGGUGUUCCAGUGUACCUGUAUGAGUUUCGGCACAGGCCAGAAGCGCACCACAGCAGACCAAGCUUUGUGAAGGCAGAUCACACGACUGAAAUUGGCUUCGUCUUUGGAGGCUGUUUCUGGGAGGGCGCGGUUAAAAUUACAGGCCCUAUCACGGCAGAAGAGGAUGAAUUGUGCAGGACAAUGAUGGCAUACUGGGCAAACUUUGCUCGGACUGGCUCGCCCAAUGGUGCGGGGUUGGUGCAGUGGCCACUCUAUGGAGAGACUGAAGAAUACCUGAAGUUUGACUUAAAACCAUCGGUGGGACAGAAGCUAAAGGAGAACAGGGUGCUCUUCAUGAAUGUCACCCUACCAGAGCUUCUGGCCAAAACCACACCAAACACAAAGCCCUGAUGCUCCCCAGAAAGACCAGUUCAGAUCCUCAAACCCACUGGUCAACAAGACGGUUUAGAAAAUAUGUAGAAAUUUUCUUCACAAUAAAAAACUGAGUUUUGGCUA